AUGAAUACUACCCGAACAGAAUCAGAUAUAUCAGACCCGACACGGGAGGAGAUGUUAUGCAAGAUAAUACGGAGGAGCUUUGAUCUCUUCGAUAAGCUUGGUACGGGCACUGUUGUACCUGAGGAGAUUGGUACGAUAAUGCGGUAUCUUGGCCAAUUCCCUACGGAGACUGAAUUAGUUGAGGUUGUUAUUAGAGAGUUGAAGGAUAAUGCUACCACUGACAACACUACUACUGGCAGCAGCAAACAGUCCAAUAACAACAACAUUACCAAAUCCACUCCUAUUGCUUAUCAUCAUUUUGAGAAGGUCAUGCUGAGAUGCCUUAAGGAGCACGAAUAUGAUCCUGAUGAUAGCGAAACCCUCCUAGAGGCAUUUCAUGUACUAGACCCCGACCGUAAAGGAUGGGUUGAUACAAAUCAGAUGAGGGAUUACCUGGGAUCAGGUCAUACUGGAUUUAGGGAAAAGGAAAUGUCGGAAUUCAUUCAAUUUGCUCGAGAUGGUGGAGAUGAUAGAGAUCCUAAGUAA
Molecule: messenger RNA, 525 nt
Organism: Perkinsus marinus ATCC 50983
Lineage: Eukaryota; Perkinsozoa; Perkinsida; Perkinsidae
Product: troponin C, skeletal muscle, putative
Exons: 5
Coding region: 1-525 (174 amino acids)
Molecular function (GO): calcium ion binding
Source: RefSeq, a predicted model, not a curated record